GCCUCGCGGGUUAGUCCCCCGCCCCGGCCCCCGAGUUCCGCGCGGGCCGGGCUGGGGCGGGGCGUCAGGCCAGCUGAGCUAUCCGGUCAGACCGCGCCAGUUUGAAUGAAAGCUCCUCAAGAUGGCGGCGGCCGGGGCCGAGGCGCGAGGAGCUUGGUGUGUGCCUUGCCUAGUUUCACUUGAUACUCUUCAGGAAUUAUGUAGAAAAGAAAAGCUCACAUGUAAAUCGAUUGGAAUCACCAAAAGGAAUCUAAACAAUUAUGAGGUGGAAUACUUGUGUGACUACAAGGUAGAAAAGGAUAUGGAAUAUUAUCUUGUAAAAUGGAAAGGAUGGCCAGAUUCUACAAAUACUUGGGAACCUUUGCAAAAUCUCAAGUGCCCAUUACUGCUUCAGCAGUUCUCUAAUGACAAGCAUAAUUAUUUAUCUCAGGUAAAGAAAGGCAAAGCAAUAACUCUAAAAGAAAAUCACAGAGCUUUGAAACCUGCCAUUGCUGAAUACAUUGUAAAGAAGGCUAAACAAAGGAUAGCUCUGCAGAGAUGGCAGGAUGAACUCAACAGAAGGAAGAAUCACAAAGGAAUGAUUUUUGUUGAAAAUACUGUGGACUUAGAGGGCCCCCCUUCAGACUUCUACUACAUUAAUGAAUACAAACCAGCUCCUGGAAUCAGCUUAGUCAACGAAGCCACCUUUGGUUGUUCGUGCACAGAUUGCUUCUUUGAGAAAUGUUGUCCUGCUGAAGCUGGAGUUCUUUUGGCUUAUAAUAAAAAUCAGCAAAUUAAAAUCCCACCUGGCACCCCCAUUUACGAAUGCAACUCAAGGUGUCAGUGUGGACCCGAUUGUCCCAACAGGAUUGUCCAAAAAGGCACGCAGUAUUCACUUUGCAUCUUUCGGACCAGCAAUGGCUGUGGCUGGGGCGUAAAGACCCUCGUGAAGAUUAGGAGAAGGAGCUUUGUCAUGGAGUAUGUCGGAGAGGUUAUCACAAGUGAAGAAGCUGAAAGACGGGGGCAGUUAUAUGACAACAAAGGAAUCACAUAUCUCUUUGAUCUGGACUAUGAAUCUGAUGAAUUCACAGUGGAUGCAGCUCGAUAUGGAAAUGUGUCUCAUUUUGUGAAUCACAGUUGUGACCCGAAUCUUCAGGUGUUCAACGUUUUCAUUGAUAACCUCGACACCCGUCUUCCCCGAAUAGCAUUAUUUUCCACGAGAACUAUAAAUGCUGGAGAAGAGCUCACUUUUGAUUAUCAAAUGAAAGGUUCUGGAGAUAUAUCUUCAGAUUCUGUUGACCACAGCCCAGCCAAAAAGAGGGCCAGAACUGUGUGCAAAUGUGGAGCUGUGACUUGCAGAGGUUACCUCAACUGAAUUUUCAGGAAAUAGAACUGAUGAUGAUUAUAGUUUUUUUCCUAAUGUUACCAUUUUUAAAAAAUAAGUAUUUGGGACUCUUUUCAUAUUAUCAAGAUUAUACACUAUGUUAAUUUACAAUUCGUGUUUCAGACUAUUGGCCAAAUGCAUUACUGAUGCUUCUGAAGAGAGGAACACAGGGUCACAUAGACUAAUUUGAAAUAUACAUAUUCAGACUGUUUACAGAUCUGUGUAGAAAGAAGUCUGUGUGAAUAGAGAACUGCCUCCUUCAGUGUUUAAGUGUUAAACUAAUGAUGUAAUAGUCACUAAGAUCAAAUAUUCGACUUGCCAUACACCUUGAAUUUAGAGAAAUAGAGUUAAUUCUUAUUGGACAAAUACACAAGUUCUAUUUUUGUUAUUGUCAUUCCUGUUUACCUACUUACUACUCAUUGUACUUGUAUUUGAGACAAAUAGGUGAUACUGAAUUAUACUCUAUUUUCUACUUUCAUUAAAACAUUGAGGUCUUAAUGAUAUAGAAAUUUAAGGUCUAAAAUUAAAUGUAAAAAAGUUUAAUUACAGCUUGAUUUAAUAUUUUGAAGCAAUCUAGACCACUAGGAGCGGUGGAUGUCUGAACCAGUAAUUCUAAAAUAUUUUUUAAUCCUGUAGAAGAAAAAUACCCAAAAUGUUCUCCCUAAAAUUCUAGAAUGGCUAGCUGUUAUGCUUCUUUGAAAGGAUGGGGCGGUUGGGACCAGGGGGGUUUUUUGGAGUGCCAGGCAGGGGGGAUGCAGCACUUGAUAACAUGAAGUAGGCGGUCCAUGCUGAGUAGCUCUGGCCUCCACAGUAAAACGAGAUGCCCCCUGAGAGCGGCUGUAUGUAACGAUAAUGUUCCUCACUAUAAUUAACAUUACAUUUUCUGAAUUUUCAGGUAAUUUUAA
Lagenorhynchus albirostris (white-beaked dolphin) is the source of this 2268-nucleotide messenger RNA. It is a transcript of the gene SUV39H2, whose product is annotated as SUV39H2 histone lysine methyltransferase. Lineage: Eukaryota; Metazoa; Chordata; Mammalia; Artiodactyla; Delphinidae. The transcript has 6 exons. The coding region runs from base 122 to 1354 and encodes 410 amino acids. The record is from RefSeq and is a predicted model, not a curated record. Gene Ontology annotation, cellular component: nucleus. Gene Ontology annotation, molecular function: zinc ion binding; histone H3K9 methyltransferase activity; protein binding.